This is a messenger RNA of Carassius auratus (goldfish), 3177 nucleotides long. RefSeq lists its product as uncharacterized. The transcript has 17 exons. NCBI's taxonomy places the organism in Eukaryota, Metazoa, Chordata, Actinopteri, Cypriniformes, Cyprinidae. The record is from RefSeq and is a predicted model, not a curated record. The coding region runs from base 143 to 3010 and encodes 955 amino acids.
AAACAAGAUAAGCUGAAAAUCAGCAACAGUUUCUACAACAGACUGUAAAAACAGCAAAAACCGUCCGAGAACAACAGGAACGUAAUGUUGAGCAGCUGUCCUUCAUUGUACCCUAAAUGUGAAUUCACACAAAGUGAAGAUCAUGAACUCCAGACUCUCAUCGUUGAUUCUGCUGCUGCUCAUUCCAGGGCCUGCAACACUGGACCAGCUCUCUGUGACUUGCAGUCAGAAGAGUAUUUGUGCUGCGAAGGGGUCAGAAGUGACACUGAGCUGCUCUUACGUCAACAUCGAAAUCAAAACUGGGUUCUGGUUCAGCAAGAAACAAAGUACAAACUGGAGAAAAAAUAAUGAACCUGAAGAUUUGACUUUAGACUCAGACUACUCAGGACGGGUGAAGCAGACGGUCACAAACUACCAUUCAACACUCACAAUAUCAGACGUGAGAGAGAGAGACUCUGGACAAUAUCAGCUCAUGUUCAUCAUGAAGGAUGGAGUUAAACAUCUCAGCUCAGCAGCCGUUAAUCUAACAGUCACAGUCCUGCAGGUGAGGAUGAAUCCUGUGUUUAGAGACACAUCAGAUAAGAGAGUAAAACUGACCUGUGUCUCUUCCUGCACCUCUGGAGUUUCUUAUAACUGGAUGAAGGACGGACAGGAUUUCAGAUAUACAGAGUCCCGCGAUAUAACUGUGUCAAUCAGCCCAAAUGAUGACAAAUUUUCCUGUUUUAUUAAUGCAGACAGAAAACAUCCAUCCUCGUAUCUGUGUGUUUCUCCGAGCGGCUGCUUGGAUGUGACUUACUCCUCUAGAAGAGUCUGUGCUUUAAUUGGCUCAACAGUAGACAUUUCCUGCUCAUACUCACAUCCUUCUGGUCAUACUGUAAAUAAAACAUUCUGGCAUUACGGUCGGCCUGACGUAAAGGAUCUGCGUGAGGAGCAUCAGCUUGCUGGUCGUGUGGAGUAUGUGGGGAACAAACUGAGAAUCAAAGAGCUCAAGAGCAUCGACUCUGGAGAAUAUCGAUUCAGGUUCAUCACUGACUCAGACCAAUACUCAGGAUCACCUGGAGUCACUCUUACUGUUACAGAUACACAAGUGACAAGGAGCCCGUCCACUGUCUCAGGAGAAGUAAAAGUGAUAUUAAACUGUUUAACUAAAUGCACUCUGAACAACAAACAUACUUACAUCUGGUACAAGAACGGACGACACGUAACAGAUGGAUUCACUAAAGUCAACAAGCUGUACCUGGACUCAGUCAGCGAUGAAGAGCUUCAACAGUAUUCCUGUGCUGUAGGAGAUUCAGUGAACAGCACAGCGUUUAGCCAUUAUACCGUCACUCUGCUGGUGUUUUUACCUCAGUUUCUCACAAUAGCAGCUCUGUGGAUGUGGUAUUUCAUCAAAAUCUCCUUUCAUAACCAAACUGAAAGCAAAAACAAAGAGAUUCAGAUGUUCCAGAUGCCUUCAUCUAUAACUGCUGAUUCAGCUGUCCUUCAUUGUACCCUAAAUGUGAAUUCACACAAAGUGAAGAACAUGAACUCCAGACUCUCAUCGUUGAUUCUGCUGCUGCUCAUUCCAGGGCCUGCAACACUGGACCAGCUCUCUGUGACUUGCAGUCAGAAGAGUAUUUGUGCUGCGAAGGGGUCAGAAGUGACACUGAGCUGCUCUUACGUCAACAUCGAAAUCAAAACUGGGUUCUGGUUCAGCAAGAAACAAAGUACAAACUGGAGAAAAAAUAAUGAACCGGAAGAUUUGACUUUAGACUCAGACUACUCAGGACGGGUGAAGCAGACGGUCACAAACUACCAAUCAACACUCACAAUAUCAGACGUGAGAGAGAGAGACUCUGGACAAUAUCAGCUCAUGUUCAUCAUGAAGGAUGGAGUUAAACAUCUCAGCUCAGCAGCCGUUAAUCUAACAGUCACAGUCCUGCAGGUGAGGAUGAAUCCUGUGUUUAGAGAAAGAGACACGUCAGAUAAGAGAGUAAAACUGAUCUGUGCCUCUUCCUGCACCUCUGGAGUUUCUUAUAACUGGAUGAAGGACGGACAGGAUUUAGAAACAGAGUCCCGCGAUAUAACUGUGUCAAUCAGCACAAAUGAUGACCAAUUUUCCUGUUUUAUUAAUGCAGACAGAAAACAUCCAUCCUCGUAUCUGUGUGUUUCUCCGAGCGGCUGCUGGGAUGUGACUUACUCCUCUAGAAGAGUCUGUGCUUUAGUUGGCUCAACAGUAGACAUAUCCUGCUCAUACUCACAUCCUUCUGGUCAUACUGUAAAUAAAACAUUCUGGCAUUACGGUCGGCCUGACGUAAAGGAUCUGCGUGAGGAGCAUCAGCUUGCUGGUCGUGUGGAGUAUGUGGGGAACAAACUGAGAAUCAAAGAGCUCAAGAGCAUCGACUCUGGAGAAUAUCGAUUCAGGUUCAUCACUAAUUCAGACCAAUACUCAGGAUCACCUGGAGUCACUCUUACUGUUACAGAUACACAAGUGACAAGGAGCCCAUCCACUGUCUCAGGAGAAGUAAAAGUGAUAUUAAACUGUUUAACUAAAUGCACUCUGAACAACAAACAUACUUACAUCUGGUACAAGAACGGACGACAGGUAACAGAUGGAUUCACUAAAGUCAACAAGCUGUACCUGGACUCAGUCAGCGAUGAAGAACUUCAACAGUAUUCCUGUGCUGUGGGAGACCAAGAGGAGAGCACAGCACUAAGAAACACGGCUGUCAUACUGUGUGUUUUUCUGACUCUUGCUCUCAUAGGAAUCCUGUGGUACAGGAGGAGAAUAUGUAACUUGUCUAAAACUCACAUGAUUGAAAAGGGGGAGGAGGGGGUUCAGUGUGACUCAGUGCACAACAACACUGCACCCUCUGACUUCACGCAAAAAGCAGAUGCCGACAAUCAAGACAUUCUUUAUUCCAGCGUUAGUUUUGAAAAAAAACCUGCAUCUUCAGUCCCAUACUUUGGAUCUCCAACAGACGAUACAGAAGCAGAGGCUGUCCACUAUGCCACUGUAAGGUUCAAAUAAAACACUGUUGCCUCUGGUGAGCUAAUCAUGUUAUUGGAUUUGGUAUGUCAAAAUAGCACAAUUGACCAUUGCCUUUGGCAGCUGAUUUCCUACACUGUGGUUUUCUCAUGUAUCUCUCUAUUUGCGUAAUAAAAUAUUUACAGCACAAAUCAAUAUUUGUUGUCCAU